Messenger RNA from Oncorhynchus masou masou (cherry salmon), 955 nucleotides. RefSeq names its product cytochrome P450 2K1-like. Gene Ontology annotation, molecular function: heme binding; oxidoreductase activity, acting on paired donors, with incorporation or reduction of molecular oxygen, reduced flavin or flavoprotein as one donor, and incorporation of one atom of oxygen; iron ion binding. The transcript has 4 exons. The record is from RefSeq and is a predicted model, not a curated record. Bases 70 to 714 code for a protein of 214 amino acids. Lineage: Eukaryota; Metazoa; Chordata; Actinopteri; Salmoniformes; Salmonidae. Gene Ontology annotation, cellular component: intracellular membrane-bounded organelle; cytoplasm. Gene Ontology annotation, biological process: xenobiotic metabolic process.
GUUGACGAAAGACUGACUGUACAUAACUCAUGUCAUCUGAGGGUUUGUUUCUGUUAGGAAUCUGGCAAUAUGGAUUCUUUCUACCAUGACGACAACCUGCUAUUUAGUGUUGGUAACCUGUUUGCUGCUGGUACCGACACCACCGGGACAACCCUGUGCUGGGGUCUGCUGCUAAUGGCCAAGUACCCCCAUAUACAGGACCGGGUCCAGGAGGAAAUCAACAGGGUUAUUGGAAUUCGUCAGCCCUUGGUAGAGGACAGGAAGAACCUUCCCUACACUGAUGCAGUGAUCCAUGAGACCCAGAGACUAGCCAACAUUAUACCCAUGUCCAUCCCUCACACCACCAGCCGAGAUGUCACCUUCCAGGGAUAUUUCAUCAAAAAGGGGACAUCUGUGAUUCCUCUACUGACGUCCGUCCUACAGGAUGAUAGUGAAUGGGAGACCCCCCACACCUUUAACCCCUCCCACUUUCUGGAUGAGCAGGGAGGAUUUGUCAAGAGGGACGCCUUCAUGGCCUUCUCUGCAGGUCGUAGGGUGUGUCUGGGGGAGGGUCUGGCCAGGAUGGAGCUCUUCCUCUUCUUCACCUCCCUCCUGCAGCACUUUCGCUUCUCUCCUCCUCCUGGAGUAACGGAGGAUGAUCUGGACCUCACACCAUCUGUGGGGUUCACCCUCAACCCUUCACCUCACCAGCUCUGUGCUGUGAGCCGGGUCUGAGAUUUUAACAUGAAAAUAUUGGUGGGACAAACUCAAUCAAAAAAGCUAAUAUGCAUCAAAACCCAUUAAAUGCACCAUCAUAAUAACCAAUCCCAGAAAUUAGUUUGCGUGACAAACAAACAUUAUUAUAUUUUCUUUGAUCGGUGCAUAGGCUGAUUCCAAUAUCCUUUUAGAUUUAAUUGCAAAGGAAGACCACAGUAGUCGAUUAUGUUCCAGCUAAGAAUAAAGUUUAUAAAGCUUC